UCUGUUCAUAAUUGACAAUUUCAGUUAAAAAGAAGUAUACGAGUGAAGAGUGAAUUAUAAUUGACCGUUUAUCUAAAAAGUAAAUUGAUAUAAGACCUGCAUUGGGUGCUCGGUAAACAAUAAUGUUUGCUUAUUAAUGGAAGGGGUUUACACUUAUGUUGACAGGACAUCUUCUAUCUAUUGAUAUUAUUAUACGAAUAACGCAAGAUAUGACGAACGAACAAACACUUGAUUCAUACAUGAUUUCUAUCAAAUCGAGCAAAAACUGAUUCUUUUAAAGGUGUGUGAAUCUUUUCGAGUAUUCUAUAGUGUUGUGUUUUUUAUUUCUUUCUCUACAGAAACCAGCGUUUCUAAGACAUAUUGAAAAAAGAUAAAAAUAUAAAUAAAUAAGGAAACAUAUCAGUGGAUUUUUAUAUGAUUUAUCAAGCGACUUUGGAGUAGAUAAGCAUUUAUUGUAUAGUUCAGACGUGUACAUCAAAUGCUGAAAAAGACGGUGACACCUGGUGGAAUGUGGGUUUCGGAGGAUGGGGAGAUAAAACUGGCUAAUAUCGAUCGUAUGCCGAUACACCAUAAGGCUAUUGAAAAAAAGAAAGUUCAGCGUAAAAUAAAGACGCCGAAAGAAGGGAGGCCACUCAUACGGAGUAAAACAUAUAUAAAAAUGAAGCGGGAUGGAUCGAAAGCAGAGUUACAGAACUUACCUGUACGACCGACAACGCCCAAGUAUUUAAAAGAUAAUUUUGACUAUGACAAAAGUAGUAGCAGUGAAGAAAAUGCUAGUGAUGACGACAAAGACAAAAAGCCUAAGAAACCUUUGGACAUAAGCCAGCGAGUUUACCUCGCCGCAUGCGAGCGUGGUGGAAUACCUCCCCGCCGUCGAGUGUUAAAAGGGCUUAUUGAAGAAUCUCUGGAUAUUUGCAAUCUGACUCUGGUGUGUGAGGAUAUCAGAGCUUUAUCGUUAGCUCUAACGACAAACAUGUGCGUGUGUUCAGUCAAUUUAAGUGGCAAUAACAUAGGACGUGAUGGUGUAGAGUGUUUAGUUCAAGCCUUAGACGAAAAUACUACUAUAUCCGAAGUGAAUUUGUCAAACACAAGUAUCGGGCUUUAUGAGAUUUCAUUACUAACAGAACUGUUGUCAGAAAAUCUGCGUAUAACAUCUUUUGAAGCAGCAGGAAAUAAUCUCGAUGAUGAUUGUGCCAAAUGUUUUGCAGAGGCUUUAAAGUUUAACAGAAAAUUAAAGAAACUAAAUCUUAGCCACAACAGCUUUCAAGAGUGCGGUGGUCAAGUUCUUGCCAAAAUUUUAGAGACUAACGACUCUAUCUUAGACCUAGAUAUGAGCUGGAACCAUAUACGCUUGAUUGGUGCCGUUGCUUGGGGCGACACCAUAUAUAAAAAUGAAGAACUACGUCACCUGAACUUGUCAUGGAAUGGUUUUGGAGACGAUGGUGCAGCAGCUCUAGGUGAAGCUUUAGAAGAGAACAAAUCACUACACUCUCUUGAUCUUUCUAAUAAUAGAAUCGGCUUCGAAGGUUGUAAAGCAUUUGCUAAGGCGUUGAAUGUUAAUACGUCAUUACAAUCACUUGCUCUCAGUCAAAAUCCAAUAACAACGCAAGGAGCAACGGGUUUGUUGGUGGCUAUAAAUGAAAACGAGGAAUCAAAACUGAAUCAUCUUACUUUAGAGGGUAUCCAAGUAACACGCGAUACUGACGACAUUACUGAAGAGAUACGAGGACAUAUUGAAGACUUUGAAUUACGUCACGGUGGUUACGUCAUAUCUCCGGACACGCUGGCGUUUAAACCCGUAGUUAAGCCAGAAAAGAAAUGCAAAAGCAGUAAAUCUUAACAUAUCACGAAUAUAUCGAUAGUUUAUUUGGGAAAUAAUUGAGCUUGAAUGAUUGUAAUCAUUCUAAUUGACAUGAAAGUGUAACGGAAAAAGUCAUUCAUUUUUUGCAAAAAAAAAUCGACAUGAAACAUUUUAAGUUUGUACAGGACUCGGUCAAUAUAAUUAUUUUGACUGUAAUGUAUGUUAUUACAGCCAAAUCCCGUCUGCAUGUGCUUAACAUUUGAUUUUGAUACGAGCUGGCAUUAUCAUGAUAUUGCAGCAUCUGAUUUAUGGUAGACAGCUUUUGUUUUAUGUAAAAUCAACAGUAUCAUGAUGGUCAAGGUCAGUGAUCUCAGUGACAUGCCAUUCGCCGUUUGAAGUUCGAAUUAGGGACUUUGGAUUAUUACUAGUAUUUCAAUAAGUUUGGUGGCGGCUCUACUCGGAUGCCUGCUCGUGCCUGAAUACAUCUAAAAGAUCUUCCUCCAGCAGUGACGCUUGAAAUUCAUUGUAUCACCUUUGCAGUGUCAGAAUGACAUCGAUGAAUAAGAUAAUCGUCCGCCGUAGUGAUUUUUCUCAUACUGGUUAACCAUUGAUACGGUCAGAUGUGACAGUUAUCAAUCUUUGCUUUUGAACGUUUCUGACAGUUUUAGACUUAAAGAUUUUAAGAGUUACGCAUAGGUUCUUGUCGUUAUACACAUACAUUUAAAUAAAAUAACUGUAGAACCAUUUCAA
Ruditapes philippinarum (Manila clam) is the source of this 2551-nucleotide messenger RNA. Its product is annotated as leucine-rich repeat-containing protein 74B-like. Gene Ontology annotation, molecular function: protein binding. The record is from RefSeq and is a predicted model, not a curated record. NCBI's taxonomy places the organism in Eukaryota, Metazoa, Mollusca, Bivalvia, Venerida, Veneridae. Bases 479 to 1840 code for a protein of 453 amino acids. The transcript has 11 exons.